This is a messenger RNA of Oncorhynchus kisutch (coho salmon), 1296 nucleotides long. Its product is annotated as antimicrobial peptide NK-lysin. The transcript is spliced from 5 exons. Bases 286 to 687 code for a protein of 133 amino acids. The record is from RefSeq and is a predicted model, not a curated record. Gene Ontology annotation, biological process: defense response to bacterium. Lineage: Eukaryota; Metazoa; Chordata; Actinopteri; Salmoniformes; Salmonidae.
GUUAUCACAUUUUGAGUAGAUUGUUGAAAGAAAUAAUAACAAUGUAAUCCCAUUUUGUAUCACAAUAAAAUAUGAAGACAUCCAAGGGGUAACUGUAAUUGACAAAUGAAAAUGAAGAUAAGACAGUGGAGAUGAAAAAGAGAUUAAAGGUUGUCGUGGGUGGGGGUUGUACAGGGGGAUGUGGGUAGACAGGCCUCGGUGUAUAAAGGGGCUUGUCUGAAUCAUAAGUCACUUUACCAAACCCCACCACAACUUUACUCUUCACAUCACUUACCACCACAAAUCAUGAAGACAUCUCUGGUCCUCCUUACCCUCAGCCUACUGGCUUGUUCAGUUUGGGACGUCUGUGGACAAUGCCAAGAGGUUAACCUUGAUGACCAGGAAGUAGUGGAAGCACUGCCAGAAAAGCACAUGGUGCAACAGUUAAAGGGAACAUGCUGGGCGUGUAUGUGGGCACUGAACAAAGUGAAGAAACACAUCUCCUCUUCCUCUAGCAAGGUGCAGAUAAAGCAGAAGCUAUUGUCUGUUUGCGAUAAAUUGGGCCUCCUUAAAUCUCUGUGUAAAGGCAUGGUGAAAAGGCACUUGUGGGUGUUGGUUGAGGAGCUUAGCACCAGCGAUGACGUGAGGACCAUCUGCAUUAACAUUAAGGCCUGCAAACCAAAAUACAUUUUGGAUCUGAGCUACUGACCAAGCAGCCAGUAUCCAGAUUCCAAAGUGAGAAGAUGGAUGUUCAGGUGUCAAGACAAUGCUAUGCUGCCAGCCUCUUGCCUUUUCUCAAAUUCGUCACGACACAUGAAUGAUAUGUUAUUGGAAUGAUUAUAUGUUCUGAAAUAAUGUUUUUGGAACAUUAUUAUAAUAGUGUAUAUUAUAGUAUGUAUAGUCAACAUUUUUUAUCAUGUAAUUUUUGUUCACUUUUUGCUAUUUUAGUAUAAAAUAUUAUUCUCUGAAUUUCUUAUGUUUGUGUGAAUUUUUUGGCCAGCAAAAAAUCAACUUAAUUUAAUAUAGAGUACAACUGCUACCCUUCUUUGACACCAACUUCUUUAUCCAAAAGAAAACCUUUGGCAUCUGAACCCAUUUUUACUCAUCCGAAGUAAAGAAUUACAUGAUAAAACAAUGAUAAAACAUUUCAUGACAAUGUCUAAACUCAUGUUGACAUUUUUAUUUAGAAUCUCAGCUUUCUGUAAAGAAUCUUGAUCGCUUUGUAGGAAAUUACAUCCAGCAAGGGCUGUCGUCUGAAAAAUGUAUAGAAAUAUGAAUUAUUAAGAUUGUGAUUAAAAGCAAUUUUCACACCUUUUU